Messenger RNA from Cutaneotrichosporon oleaginosum, 1648 nucleotides. RefSeq lists its product as uncharacterized. Gene Ontology annotation, biological process: L-threonine biosynthetic process. Lineage: Eukaryota; Fungi; Basidiomycota; Tremellomycetes; Trichosporonales; Trichosporonaceae. Gene Ontology annotation, molecular function: threonine synthase activity; pyridoxal phosphate binding. The record is from RefSeq and is a predicted model, not a curated record.
AAAGUCCGGAGGCCUCGAGCUGCAAGGCGCCAUCGGACUCGCCGUCGCCAUCUCGUGUCUGUUUUGUACCACUACUUCAUCAAAAUGUCCCAGACGCGCUACUUCUCCACGCGCGGUGGCAGCGAGACGCUCUCGUUCGACGAGGCGGUCCUCCGCGGCCUCGCCCCCAACGGCGGCCUGUACAUUCCCACCGAGAUCCCCGCCCUCCCGGCCAACUGGGAGAGCGAGUGGGAGGGCCUGACGUUCUCCGAGCUCUCGCACCGCAUUCUGUCCCUCUUCGUGCCCGAGGACUCGAUUCCCUCCGCCGAUCUCAAGGACAUCAUUGACCGCUCGUACGCGACCUUCCGCGUGCCCGAGGUCACGCCGCUCCGCCAGACCGCCGAGGGCGAGUACGUGCUUGAGCUGUGGCAUGGCCCGACGUGGGCGUUCAAGGACGUUGCCCUGCAGUUUGUCGGCAACGUCUUCGCGUACCUCCUCGGCAAGCGGAAUGACGCUGGCGCCAACGAGCAGCUGACCGUGCUCGGCGCCACGUCGGGCGACACGGGCUCGGCCGCCAUCUACGGCCUGCGCUCCAAGCCCGCCAUUACCAUCUUCAUUCUGUACCCCGACGGCCGUAUCUCGCCGAUCCAGCAGGCGCAGAUGGCCACUGUUGAGGACGCCAACGUCUACACUGUCGCAGUGCAGGGCGCCGACUUCGACAAGUGCCAGGCGAUCGUCAAGAGCUGCUUCUCAGACGCGAGCUUCAACGCCUCCCACCGCCUUGGCGCCGUCAACUCGAUCAACUGGGCGCGCAUCCUCGCCCAGAUCGUUUACUACUUCCAGGCCUACUUCCUCUUGCCCAAGGACAAGCGCGACAAGGUACAGUUCGUCGUGCCCACGGGCAACUUCGGCGACAUCCUCGCUGGAUGGUACGCAAAGCGCCUCGGCCUUCCGUGCCGCCAGCUGGUGGUGGCGACGAACGAGAACGACAUUCUCGCUCGCUUCUUCUCCACGGGCCGGUACGAGCGUGAAGACUCAAGCGCCGAGGUCAAGGCGACGUACUCGCCCGCGAUGGACAUUGCGCUCUCGUCCAACUUUGAGCGCUUGCUGUGGUACCUGGCGCACGAGACACAGAGCGCAGAGCAGCAGGCCCAGGGGGCAGAGGAGCGGCGCGCGGCGGCGCAGGCCACGCUGAACGGGUGGAUGGACGAGCUGAAGCGCACGGGCCGCGUCGACAUGGGCGCGGCAGUGAAGGAGGCGGCGGCGCGCGAGUUCUGGGCCGAGCGCGUCUCGGACGAGGACACGCUCGCCGAGAUCCGCAAGUACGCGGGCGCCGGCACGCCGUACGUCGUGGACCCGCACACUGCCGUGGGGCUCGCGACACAGGCGCGCUCCAAGCCCCGCGCGCCUGACAGCACGUGGGUGACGCUUAGUACGGCGCACCCUGCAAAGUUCUCCGAGGCCGUCGACCUCGCGCUCACUCAGGCGUUCCCGGACUUUGACUUCCGCCGCGACGUGCUCCCGCCCGCGCUGGCGGCGCUCGAGCAGCUGCCGCAGCGCGUGUACAAGGUCUCGGGCGAGGACGGGGUGCGCGCCCUCAUCGAGCAGGUGAAGCGCGGCGAGAAGCCCACCCCGGCGUAGUGUUGUAGGUAUGCAUCGUAUAGAGGGA